Messenger RNA from Oryzias latipes (Japanese medaka), 2563 nucleotides. RefSeq names its product lymphocyte cytosolic protein 1 (L-plastin) (gene lcp1). Gene Ontology annotation, cellular component: actin filament bundle; actin filament; cytoplasm. The record is from RefSeq and is a predicted model, not a curated record. NCBI's taxonomy places the organism in Eukaryota, Metazoa, Chordata, Actinopteri, Beloniformes, Adrianichthyidae. Gene Ontology annotation, biological process: actin filament network formation; actin filament bundle assembly. Gene Ontology annotation, molecular function: actin filament binding; calcium ion binding.
CGUAGAUUUGAAUAGAUCUCGCCUCUUCAGCGGCGUUGACUCAGAGAGCUGCUUGUCAAGCAUCAAGUGACACAGGAACCAAACAGACUGUGCAGUCCUCCACACCUAGACAUCAACCACCACAUCUCUCAGUGUUUAAGUUCCAGUCCACAGGGUUUGGUCAUGGCAGCACAAGUGAUUCCCCCGGAAGAGUUGGAGGAGCUGAGAGAGGCCUUCGCCAAGAUUGAUGUGGACAAAAAUGGCUUCAUCACCAAGGACGAGCUGAACGAGCUCUUCAAGGCGGCUAACUUGGCUCUGCCGGGAUACAGAAUCCGAGAAAUCAUCCAGGAGCUGACCAAGACCAGCAAUCAGCUAACCUUUGAGGAGUUCACUCACGUUGUCCAUGGACUCAAGAGCACUGAGGUGGCCAAGACCUUCAGGAAAGCCAUCAACAAGAAGGAGGGGAUCUGCAGCGUGGAGGGAACCUCAAAGCAGUCUGGCACUCAGCAUUCCUACUCAGAGGAGGAGAAAGUGGCUUUUGUAAACUGGAUCAACAAAGCCCUGGAGAAGGAUCCUGACUGUAAACAUGUUCUUCCCAUGGAUCCAGACAGCGAUGACCUCUUCACUGCCAUGGGAGAUGGGAUCAUCCUGUGCAAAAUGAUCAACCUGUCAGUCCCCGACACCAUUGAUGAGAGAACCAUCAACAAGAAGAAGCUUACACCGUUUACUAUCCAGGAGAACUUGAAUCUGGCUCUGAACUCAGCGUCGGCCAUCGGCUGCCAUGUGGUGAACAUAGGAGCCGAGGACCUGAAGGAGGGCCGGCAGCAUCUGGUCCUGGGUUUACUGUGGCAGGUUAUCAAAAUCGGGCUGUUUGCUGACAUCGAGCUCAGCCGGAACGAAGCUCUGAUUGCUCUGCUGCGAGAUGGCGAGAGUCUGGAAGAUCUGAUGAAACUGUCCCCUGAGGAGCUCCUGCUGCGUUGGGCCAACUAUCACCUGGAGGAGGCCGGCUGUGGAAAGAUCAAUAACUUCAGCUCCGACAUCAAGGAUUCCAAAGCAUAUUACAACCUGCUAAACCAAGUGGCACCUAAAGGAGAUGAGGAGGGAAUUGCAGCCAUCAUCGUGGACAUGUCAGGAAUCAGGGAGAAAGAGGACCUAAAGAGGGCCGAGUGCAUGCUGGACCAGGCUGACCGGCUCAGCUGCAGGCAGUUUGUCAUGCCGGCUGAUGUCGUCCGUGGAAACCCAAAGCUCAACUUGGCUUUUGUUGCCAACCUGUUCAAUAAGUACCCGGCUCUGAAGAAGCCAGAGAACCAGGACAUCGACUGGAGUUCCAUUGAAGGUGAAACCAGGGAGGAGAGGACCUUUAGGAACUGGAUGAACUCUCUAGGUGUGAAUCCCCGGGUCAACCACCUUUACGCAGACAUUGAUGACGCCCUGGUGAUCUUCCAGCUCUAUGAAAAGAUUAAGGUUCCUGUGAACUGGGACAGGGUCAACAAGCCCCCAUACCCCAAACUGGGCAGCAACAUGAAGAAGCUGGAGAACUGCAACUACGCUGUGGAGCUGGGCAAAAAUGAGGCCAAGUUCUCUCUGGUCGGCAUUGCUGGUCAGGACCUGAACGCAGGGAAUCGAACCCUUACCCUUGCUCUACUCUGGCAGCUCAUGAGGAGGUACACUCUGAACAUCCUCGAGGACCUCGGUGACGGACAGAAGGUGACAGAUGACACGAUUGUGUCCUGGGUCAACGACACGCUCACGCAUGCAGAAAAGAACACCAUCUCCAGCUUUAAGGACAUGUCUAUCAGCAGCAGCAUGCCGGUUCUGGACCUGAUCGAUGCCAUCCAGCCCGGAUCCAUCCGAUAUGACCUGGUGAAGGCAGAAGACCUGACGGAGGAGGAAAAACUCAACAACGCGAAGUAUGCCAUUUCCAUGGCCAGGAAGAUCGGCGCGCGGGUCUACGCCCUGCCUGAAGACCUGGUGGAGGUCAAGCCGAAGAUGGUGAUGACGGUUUUCGCCUGCCUCAUGGCUCGCGGCAUGAAGAGAGCCUAAAACCUGACUCAGCAACCUCCCACUCAUGACCCAGAAGAUCCAGAAUGUGAAAACAGACCCCUGGAUUCCCUCUUUGAUGUCUGUUCCAGGCCUUUUAAAAGAAUGAUAAAGAACAGAAGUGUCAUUAAGAUGCUGUAGUUCAACUUUGAAAAGAACAAAACAGAAAAGUGAAUUUCAAAGAAUUUUAGCCAUAAAAUCCGGCUGAUCUAGAAGCUCUUUUCACCUGAAAAAAACCCCCAGAAUGUUCCCUUAAAAACUGUUUAAGAAUGAAGACUCUGAUUUGGCAAACACAAAAUUCAAUCUUUUGUUGAAGGUCUGGCCAUUGAAAAUAUCAGAUUCUCUCUGGGCCUCUGACCAGUCUGAUUUUAAACCAGCUUCUGGCACCAUUUCGGUUUGAAACCUAGAGCACUGAAGCCGCUUCUUUUUUUUGCAAACAUGAAACAUUUGUCUCUUCGGUCCACUGUUUCUGAUUUAGAAACACGUUUCAGAUGCUUAACAGACAUGAAUUCACAGUUUUUAUUAAAACUAUUUCUGAAGUGGA